GUUAAAUAUGCAGCACUGCGAGUGGAACAGAAGCCUCAAUGUCUUCCCUUCGUAUAACUCGUCGUCGUUUUAUAUUGACGAUAUUCUAGGCUCGGGAUCAGCUCAGAGAACUCAGCCAUCCAUCUGCACUUCAACCAUGUGCGAGGUACCAAAACCACCUUGCCUUUCACCAGCUUUUCAUCUACCUCCACCGCGAACUUACACUAAUCUGAGUAGCCCAUUCACGCCUUACCAUUCCCCAAGGAGCUUUGGUUUCCACGCGCCGAGUAUUCCGAGUGUGUACGAAGCUUACAACGAUCAUAGUAAGUAAUACUGAACACCGAUAACUAGACCAAAGUGUAAAAUGCUGUGGGGUCACUGGCAUCAGUGAAGUGAUUUGUUGCGUUCGGCGAGAUAUCACUAUCGAUUAACGCAAUUGAGUUGUAUUUUGUGCCCCAUCAAUAACCUCGAUUCCUUCAUGUGUUCUCAUCUGUGGCGUUCUCAGUAGGAAAGGAUUAGCGUAAACUGUUCAGUCUCUCUGCUUUCUAGUUUAACCACACAGCACUUUCCUUCGGCUGUGAAGUAAGUGAUAAGAGAUUUAGGUCAUUAACCAGAGUUCAGCUCAGUUCUGGCUGCUAAAUUGCCUGACUAUCCAAGUGCCAUUUCACAGUUUACUCAAUUCAGCGAUAUAUAGCAGCCGUUGUUUCACCAUACCUGGCAGAUGACAUCUUAUGACUGAACUCUAUCAUCUGAUAAACUUCCUGUAGGUCGUAUGUUCGUCCAAACACAAAAAGUAUCAUCGUCUAGUUGAAUUAGUAUUCAGCAUUCCUCUCUAAAUAGAUCAUUUCAGCCUCAACAGUUGGCAAAUUUUGGGGAGUAGAACUUAGCGGAAAUGGCUAGUAGUAUUAGCACCUUACUCGGACCUCAACUUCAGCCCGCAGAAAUUACUGCAAUCCGUAAUCAUUUCCGCACGUUCUUUUCUCAUAGGUGCCUGGAAUCUGUUUUUACCGAAGCCUCAGAAGAAGAAAGGCGGCCAAGUGCGAUUCUCCAACGAGCAAACUUUAGAGCUAGAAAAGAUUUUUGAAAGUCAAAAGUAUUUAUCACCCCCAGAGCGCAAGCAAUUGUCCAAGGUGCUCGGGUUAACGGAGCGUCAAGUGAAGACAUGGUUUCAAAACCGCAGAGCGAAAUGGAGGCGCUUUAAACAGGAAUCACAAGGCGAGAAAUCGGAAAGAUUAGAAUCGGAGGAAUCAAAGUUGGCAGAAAAGAAUUCUUCGUGAGUUUCGAGGAGCAAUCGUACGUACAUUGACGCAUCACGACUUCAAGCCAGAGGUGGAAAUGCAAACGUAAAAAUCAGCCGAAUGUUUUGAAAUUAACGCAGUUGAAGAGUUGUUUGGCGCUGGUUUUACAGCGUUUAAAAAACAAGAAAUUAUUAACUUUUUCAGCAGGCAAAACUUUGAGAAUUUACUCGCGCUGGUCGCCGAGUGUUUGAGUUUGAUGGUUUUCUAAUAGUUUAGUUCGGCUGGCAAUUCAAAGUAUCCGUUCGUGGUGUGGCUUGGUAUCGUCACUGAACAUUAAUUGCCCAAAGUCUUCGGACAAAAGAACAUUUUAUAGAACUAAGCUUCUGUGUUCUUCUUCGGUUGCUAAAGUAGUCAGUGUAAAUUCGUCAGCUAACAUACAGUGAUGUGCUAUUGAAUCACGCAUUAGAGUAAAGUGAUUAAGCCAACUUAAGGGCCAUUCAGCAAAGAAGAUCAGAAGGAAAUAGAAAAUUCCUGUUUUGUAUAUAAUGAGAUUUGAACUCAAAAAUCUGACGUUUCUUUUUCUUUUAGAUAAUUUAGUUGUAAAGAAAAAGAGAAAUACUGUACAAAGAGGCUAACAAUAAACAGAAUACUAUGUAAUAGCUUUGAUUUCCAAUUAGUCAUUUUUACCAAGAAUAAACUUACUCAAGCGUCA
This is a messenger RNA of Porites evermanni, 1929 nucleotides long. The record is from the annotation of a GenBank genome assembly. Lineage: Eukaryota; Metazoa; Cnidaria; Anthozoa; Scleractinia; Poritidae.